Messenger RNA from Babjeviella inositovora NRRL Y-12698, 734 nucleotides. RefSeq names its product putative phosphoric monoester hydrolase. The record is from RefSeq and is a predicted model, not a curated record. The transcript has a single exon. NCBI's taxonomy places the organism in Eukaryota, Fungi, Ascomycota, Pichiomycetes, Serinales. Gene Ontology annotation, molecular function: phosphatase activity. The coding region runs from base 16 to 714 and encodes 232 amino acids.
GACGGAACUGUCACCAUGCAAGACUCUAACGAUUACUUGACCGACACCAUCGGGUUCGGUUACACCAAGCGCCGCGUCUUGAACCACAAGAUUCUCGAUGGCUCCUUAACCUUCCGAGACGGGUUCCGGGAGAUGUUGGCCUCCAUCCAUGCUCCUUUUGAUGAGUGCAUCGAGAUUUUGUUGAAGAACAUCAAGUUGGACCCGGGUUUCCGCGUGGCUUACAACUACUGCACUGCCAACAACAUUCCUGUGAUUGUGGUUUCGUCCGGCAUGAAGCCCAUCAUCCACGCGUUGUUGCUCAACUUGGUGGGUGAGGAUGCCGCCAAGAAUAUCGAGAUCAUCUCCAAUGAGGUGGAGAUCAAGGAAGACAAGACCUGGGACAUUGUCUAUAUCGACGAAAGCGACUUUGGCCACGACAAGUCCCGCGCUAUUAAGCCGUACUCUCAGAAGCGAAACGCUGCCAACCCUGUUACCCAGAAGGCGUUGUCGGAACAGGUAUUGUUCUAUUGCGGCGACGGUGUCAGUGACUUGAGUGCGGCCAGAGAAACUGACUUGUUGUUUGCCAAGCGCGGCAUGGACUUGGUGACUUAUUGCGAAGCCCAGAACGUUCCCUACAAGAAUUUUGACGACUGGAGCGACAUUUUGCAGGGGAUUAAGGAUGUGAUUGAGGGUGGCAAGAAUGUCAAGGAUUUGAUUGAAAAUAAGGGACUUUAGACAAUAGAUUUUACCCUGCG